CUAUCAGGAAAAGAAGAAUGGCCGUACGGGGCGCCGUCUCUCGCAAAUUUUGGGCCGGCGGCUCGGACCUGGCCCAGGCUUCCCCGGCGCACGUUCUCCGUGGUCUCUCUCGCCUCUCCCCAUGCCUCCGGUGCUGCAACAAACAGACAAAGCUCACCGCACAAACCUUGCUACGCAGCGAAAAGUUCCCCCAUGCCGCAUAAACAACUCCACGCUCGGUGUCGAGCUCAGGCAGCGCCACACGGCGAGCCUGCCGACCUCCCCGAAAAUAUCCCCUCCAUCCUCAGCUCAGGCAGCGCCACCCGGCAGCGCCACCGUCGACAUCCCCGAAAAUAUCCGACGAGACCACGGCCACUGUGCGCAGGGGCCACGCGGCCAGCCAACUUGGCGCGCUUUCCGCUCGCCGUCGGCGGUCAAUGGACCCCUCGCCCACUGGUUGGGGGAAAGCGACGAACCCUGGAGCAAUAAGAUAAGCGGCAACUUGUGCGACGCUUCCAGAAGCCUCCUCCCGCUUCGGGCCUUCCAGAACCAUCGCCCGCCACGUCACCGCAAAUAAGAUAAGCCGUCGUGGAGGCGAGGAUUCUUCCAAUCCUUCCAUUGCCGAAACGUCUGGAAACUUCGGAAUCGGAAGCCGGAAUCAGAGAGGGCGAGCUGUAUAAAUGGGCGACGACCCCGUGCUGGCCCCGACGAGCUUUUGCCCGCCUCAAGUACGAAAACAGUACAGAGCUCACUGUACUUUCUUCCUGCCUUAGUGCCUUUCUCUCCGCCUCAUCCAUGGUCUGCUCCUGUAAGCCUUUCCUCUCCAAUCACUCUCUCUACCUUUUCUCUCUGAUGAUUUCCUAAAUUGGCCCAGCAGCAUUGCCAAUUCGCCAAUUCGAACAAGUUCGCUUUUGCUACUGCUCCAUUUCUUCAGAGAACCGUCUUUUCCCCUUCGUCCUUGUUUGCCUCUGCUUGCUAUUUGAUUCAGAAAAGAUCAUUUACGGGAUUUGAUUAGCUGGAGGGCGAGUUUUGUUUAGCGAACAUUGCCCUCCACUAAUUCGCCAGGUUCUUGAUUCUUUCUCGACCCCAAUUUUCCCCUGGUCUGAAUAGCAGCGACCUGCAGUCCCUAAUCCCCAAUCUCCCGUUACUGCAUUGUCUCUGUCUUUCUCUUUGUUUCAUCAUAUGGAUCCGUUCAAGUUCAACGGCAUUGUGAAAGAGGAGGAAUUCGAGUACUUCAACGGCGCCGCAGCGGAUGGCUAUCCGCCGACCCCUUGGGCCGCCGUGGAUGGCUCUUCGCCGUCCUCUUGGGCCGCCGCCGGCGCACUGGCGGAGCUGCCACGGCCGAUGGACGGGCUCGGCGAGGCCGGCCCGACGCCGUUCCUGAACAAGACAUACGAGGUGGUGGACGACUACAGCACGGACACCGUGGUGUCGUGGGGCGUCGCCGGGAACAGCUUCGUGGUCUGGGAUGCGCAGGCCUUCUCCACCGUGCUCCUGCCGCGCUACUUCAAACACAGCAACUUCUCCAGCUUCGUCCGCCAGCUCAACACCUAUGGGUUCAGGAAGGUUGAUCCGGACAGGUGGGAGUUCGCGGCGGAGGGGUUCCUGCGGGGCCAGAAGGAGCUGCUGAAGACCAUCAGGCGGCGGCGGCCGCAGUCGAGCGCGCCGCCCGCGCUGCUGCAGCAGCGAGAGCAAGGGGCGGGGCCGUGCCUGGAGGUGGGGCAGUUCGGGCACGAGGGCGAGGUGCACUGCCUGCUGCGCGACAAGGGCAUCCUGAUCGCGGAGGUGGUGAAGCUGCGGCAGGAGCAGCAGGCGACGCGGGAGCUGAUGGAGGCCAUGGAGGCGCGCAUCGUCUCCACGGAGCAGAAGCAGCAGCAGAUGACAGUGUUCCUGGCCCGCGCGAUGAAGAGCCCGAGCUUCCUCCAGAUGCUCGUGGACCGGCAGGACCGGCAGGCGCGGCGCAGGGAGCUCCAGGACGCGCUCUCCAAGAAGCGCCCCCGCCCCCCAAUCGAGUACCUCCCGACACGCAACGGCGCGACCAGCAGCUGCGGCAGCUACAGCCCCGCAGCGAUGCACGGCUACAGCCCCGGGCUCACCGACGGUGCGGACGGAGGCGAGAGAGAGCGUGCAGAUGGCCGCGGCGGUGGAGAGGACACGGAGAGCUUCUGGAUGGAGCUGCUGAGCCUGGGAUUGGAGGAGAAGCAGAGAGAGGCUGGGGGCGGAGGAAGCGCAGAUGUGGACGACGACGUGGACGAUGAGGUGGAUGUGCUGGUGCAGAGCCUGUACCACCUCAACCCGAACCGGCCCCACAACCACGAGUGAGGGGAGAACGUUUCCAGAAGCUUCCGCCUGGAGAAGGUAGGGUAGGCGGAGGAGCAUGAACCAACUCAACCCAAACCGGCCUCACAAACCGGAGUGAAAGGAGAUGGUUCGAGAAGUUUCCAAUUGGAGAAGGUAGGGUAGAACGCGGAGCAAGAACCGUUGGUAAUGGUACUCUCUGGUAGUGCUCCAUUCUAUGUGUUGGUUCCCUUUGUUCUUUUUUAGUAGUUGCACCUGACAUCUUGUCGGGGCCCGCCUGACUGCAUGCGCAACUUGCCCAAAGAAGAAAGGGGCAUGCCGCUCUGGGCAGGCGUGGUGGAAUAAUGCUUCGAGAUGCUUACUGAAUUUAGUAGUCCCAGUGGACGUA
Lolium rigidum is the source of this 2665-nucleotide messenger RNA. RefSeq names its product heat stress transcription factor A-2a-like. The record is from RefSeq and is a predicted model, not a curated record. Gene Ontology annotation, molecular function: RNA polymerase II cis-regulatory region sequence-specific DNA binding; DNA-binding transcription factor activity. Bases 1162 to 2301 code for a protein of 379 amino acids. Gene Ontology annotation, biological process: regulation of transcription by RNA polymerase II. The transcript has 2 exons. Gene Ontology annotation, cellular component: nucleus. NCBI's taxonomy places the organism in Eukaryota, Viridiplantae, Streptophyta, Magnoliopsida, Poales, Poaceae.